AUGCAGGUAUCACCUCUAUUGACACCAACAAACUUUAUAAGCAAUAUCAAAAAGAGACCAAGAGCAAUCAUCGAUGAUGAUUUUGAGUCGCAUUAUUUUAAAAAAAGAUUGAUUUCAACAAUACCAAACCUGAAGCCUCCCUCACCCACUUCUACCACGAAUAAAUGCUGCAAUAGAACACCUCGCUCUCCUAAUUUCAAUGAUUCAUUAGGGGGAAAUGUUACACUAUCACCAACAUUAGAGGAGGAAGAAAGCACUACAUCAAAUCACCGAGCAUCAAUCGACGAUACAUCACCAUACCCUAACCAAAUACACUUGAUGGAUAUCAAUGGAACCUUGUUACCGAUGGAGCAAAAACCUGGCGAAACAAAGUACUCUAUCCCGGGAUUUGUAUUGUCUGACACUACAAACAAACCCUUACAACCUCCGUCAGGGCAGUUAAUCUUAUACGAGAAGAAUCCAGUCCUUGCCUCCAUCGAAAAAGAACAACAACUUCACCAACAAAGUGACGACAAUGAUAGCUUGACAAGCGAGGAAAACGAUAAUGAUUAUGAUCCAAUGGAUCUUGAUUAA
Molecule: messenger RNA, 573 nt
Organism: Mucor velutinosus
Lineage: Eukaryota; Fungi; Mucoromycota; Mucoromycetes; Mucorales; Mucoraceae
Product: medium-chain fatty acid-CoA ligase faa2
Exons: 3
Coding region: 1-573 (190 amino acids)
Source: RefSeq, a predicted model, not a curated record